Molecule: messenger RNA, 2019 nt
Organism: Theobroma cacao (cacao)
Lineage: Eukaryota; Viridiplantae; Streptophyta; Magnoliopsida; Malvales; Malvaceae
Product: serine/threonine/tyrosine-protein kinase HT1-like
Biological process (GO): protein phosphorylation
Molecular function (GO): protein serine/threonine kinase activity; ATP binding
Source: RefSeq, a predicted model, not a curated record
UUUUAGUUUUUCCAGCUUUUAGUGAUUUUGGGGGGAUUGCUUUGAGAAAGAGAAAAGAAAAAGAAAAGAAAACCGCCAGCUGAGCUCUCUGCAUAUGCUUUCACUGCACACCAACAGCAACAACAACCCAACCGACUCUUUCUUUCUCUCUUAUUAGCUUUUUGAAGCUUUCAAGCCCAGAAAAAGCUUUCAACCCGAAAUAGUUCUCAGGGUCUCUUCAGUUUUCUCUAUAGCAAGCUACCGUUUUUACAUUAGCUUUAACCUCAGCUAUAAUCAACAAACCAAUCACAACUAUUGGUUUGGCUUUCCUUUUUUUUUUUUAAUUUUUUCUUUAUAGAACAAGAGGGAAGUUCCAGCUAGUGGAUUCUGCCGUCUUUCCUUGUCAUUUUCGUUUGAUUCUUGAGCUAAAGCUUUGGGAUUUUGCAAGAGAAAAAAAGGGGUUGCUUUUUAUUUUCAGGGAAAACAAAGAGAGGACAAAGGCUUCAGCUGCAAAAACAGAACUUUUUGCUUUGUUUGUUUUGGUCAAGUUUUUCUCUUUCAAAACCAAAAUACAGGGAUUCAAUCAAACUAUGAAAUUUGUAGCUUGAAUUGUAUAGAUAUGAGUGUAUAUGCAUUCUUAUAACACAUACAAAUUUUGCGUAUUUCCGAAAUGUAGCUAUAUGAGAAACCUUCAUUAAAUUUCCAAGUUCAAAAUUUCAAAUAUUUGGCUCUCAUUAAAAUUAAGCCUCUUUUGUUUUGCCACAAAAUUUGGAUAGUGCUUCUUUUCAGGUUCUACAUUGGGUUGAUUUGAUGAUUUUGUUUGAGAUUUAGUGCAAACCCAUGAAGAAUCUAUACUGGUUUAAGCAAAUCUCCAACAAUGUUAGGUCAGAGAGGAGGCUUUCACUUGGAGAAUACAAAAGAGCAAUUUCUUGGUCCAAGUAUUUGGUUUCCUCUGGUGCUGAGAUAAAGGGGGAAGGAGAAGAAGAAUGGAGUGCUGAUAUGUCACAGUUGUUUAUUGGCAACAAGUUUGCUUCAGGGAGACAUAGUAGGAUUUACAGAGGGAUAUAUAAGCAAAGAGAUGUAGCAAUUAAACUUAUAAGCCAGCCUGAGGAGGAUGCGAAUUUGGCUAACUUUCUUGAGAAGCAGUUCAUUUCUGAGGUGGCUUUGCUUUUUCAUUUGAGGCAUCCCAAUAUUAUUACUUUCGUUGCAGCUUGUAAGAAACCUCCUGUGUUCUGUAUAAUCACCGAGUAUCUUGCUGGUGGUUCACUAAGAAAGUACCUGCAUCAGCAGGAGCCAUAUUCAGUCCCACUCAAUUUAGUUCUCAAAUUAGCUCUUGACAUUGCACGUGGGAUGCAGUACCUUCAUUCAGAAGGAAUACUCCACAGGGAUCUCAAAUCAGAAAAUUUACUCCUUGGAGAAGAUAUGUGUGUGAAGGUGGCAGAUUUCGGUAUUUCAUGCUUAGAAUCUCAGUGUGGUAGUGCAAAGGGAUUUACAGGUACAUAUCGUUGGAUGGCACCUGAAAUGAUUAAAGAGAAACAUCAUACGAAGAAAGUUGAUGUCUAUAGUUUUGGCAUAGUCCUCUGGGAGCUUUUAACUGCUCUGACACCAUUUGACAACAUGACUCCAGAACAGGCUGCAUUUGCAGUCUGCCAAAAGAAUGCAAGACCACCGCUGCCCUCCACUUGCCCUCUUGCAUUUAGUCAUCUCAUCAACCGAUGCUGGUCAAGCAAUCCACAGAAACGACCACACUUUGAUGAGAUAGUUUCAAUUUUGGAACACUAUGCAGAGUCCCUUGAAGAGGAUCCGGAAUUUUUCUCAACUUAUAAACCUUCUCCCGAUCAUGCUAUUUUGAGAUGCCUACCGAAAUGCAUUGCCGGGCACUAUUGAUAUGCUUCUUUUAAAGCUUAGGAACUCUUGGUAAAUGAUGUGUGAUGCUAAGUGUACCAUAUUCCAUUACUUGUGUAGGUAGGGCUUCAGAUGUUCAAUCGAACUUAUAUAUAUAUUGGAACUGAAGUAGUUCCUUUUGAUUGGUACGUUUUA